This is a messenger RNA of Cutaneotrichosporon oleaginosum, 2484 nucleotides long. RefSeq lists its product as uncharacterized. Gene Ontology annotation, biological process: mitochondrial tRNA 3'-end processing. Gene Ontology annotation, cellular component: mitochondrion. Lineage: Eukaryota; Fungi; Basidiomycota; Tremellomycetes; Trichosporonales; Trichosporonaceae. The record is from RefSeq and is a predicted model, not a curated record. Gene Ontology annotation, molecular function: 3'-tRNA processing endoribonuclease activity.
CCUGCGUGGACGGUGCGCGCUCUUAGCGUCCCAGGACCCGACACGGAGCUCAGCUUGUUUGUGUCCUUUGAUGACGCGCGGUUCUUAUUCGGUGCCGGAGAGGCCAUGCAGCGCUCCCUGGUGCAGAAGCGUCUGUCACUGCGAAAGCUUCAAGCCGUCUUUUUACCUAGUGGACGGAGUGGUCGCGGUGGAUUGGCAGGCGGGCUCAUGACACUCUCCGACGCCGGCAUCAAGCGGCUCGCCAUCAUUGGCCCUCCUGAUACAGCGCAGCACCUCGCUACUCUGCGCGCAUCGGUGGUGCGCGACUCGCAGACGGUCGACCUCAAGCCGGUAUCGCGUGAGCUCUCCUCGGAAGUCGUAUUCUCCUCUCCCCGCAUCACAGUCCACGCGGUAACCCUUCGGCCACCGCAGGCAGUUGAACAAGGCAGCGCGAAUCCUCAACGGCCAUCCGAGCUUUCUGAGGCCGAGCUGAGCCGGUGGACAACGGCGAUCGUCAAUGAUAUGUUCAGAGGUCCCGGUUCCGAUCAAACCAUCAAGGACGAAGCUCGGUUCAGUUUCAACGGCCUGUAUCGCCCAACCUCUGCCGACGACCGGUAUCCCCUCCCUUUGGCCAGCGAUGCCGAUGUUGCUACGGACGUGUGUUACAUCGUUCGCACACCGGAUGUACGCGGCAAGUUUGAUGUCGCCAAGGCUAAGGCGCUUGGCGUGCCCAAUGGGCCCAUCAGGGGGAAGCUUACACGCGGCGAGAGUAUCGAGUUCGAGGAUCCGUCCGUUCCCGGGGUUAAACGCAUCGUUCACCCUGAACAGUGUAUCGGAGGAGGAGGGCCGGGUAGCACGCUCGUUGUCAUCAACUGCUCAGUUGAGAAUCUAGAGCGUCUGCUCCUCUCGACUGCGUUUGGCGAGUUCCGCGCGGUAGAGGGCAAGCCGAGCGUGCCCGUUCACAGUGUCGUACACGCGGUACCGCGCGCGGUGUGGAUGGAUGAGCGAUACCAGGCCUGGGUCGCGAGUUUUGGACCGUCGACGCAACACUUGUACGCGGACCCCGAGGGCACGCGUGAGAUCUACUUCCGCAACAGUGCUUGGAACGCGCUUCAGCUCAACAUGCUGGAUUCCAGCAUCUUCCCAAUCCCCGAUUUUGCACCUGGGUCUCCCCCACCUCACAUGCCCGCCAAUGCACAACGUCUCGUUCCGAACCAUGUCGUUCCCAUGUACCCGCCCAAGCCCGUAUUUCUGACGGAGGACCAUAUGAAGGACACGCUGUUCCCAGCCGAUAAGACAGAAUUGGCUGAAGCACGUGCUGCCUUGCGUCGGAACCACCCUGAGUACGCCGCUGCUGUGGACGCCGCGCAAGCCGCCAUGGCAGCAGACGCGGACCGGCGGGCAUGCUUGUCUCCGCGACCCGGCGACGACAUUGUCGUCACUACUCUCGGCACAGGCAGCGCCAUCCCGUCAAUUUUUCGCAAUGUCUCCUGCACGCAUGUCGACAUCCCGGGCACUGGCGGCGUCAUUUUUGACACGGGCGAGGGAUCGCUCGGUCAAUUGCGGCGGCGUUUCGGCGAUGGUCUUAAGCAGGUCUACGAGGAUCUGCGUUUGAUCUUCAUCAGUCAUAUGCACGCGGACCACCACCUCGGUCUCGCCCAGAUCCUGAAGGACCGCUUUGAUAACGGAGUCCAUUCCAAGCUCUAUCUUGUCGCACCAUACCCGAUUGCACUACAGCUCGAGGAGACGGCAUGGUGGCAACAGGGUGUGCCUCGUGAGGCACUCGAAAAUGUCGUUUACCUCUCAACCAACCGUCUCAAAUCCGGGUGGGUGCCAGACGAGCGCGAGUUUUCCUUGUCGGCACGGCCGGAUUGGUCUUCGGUCCCGCGUCACCCGGAGCAGCUGGUCACGGAGGAAGGAAUGGUUGCGGAUGUGGCCGCGGGCAAGCGCAAGUGGCCGUUCGAGAAUGUUUUCCGCUUCCACCCGGCGACAAAUGCACGCGCGGCGGAGCAUACCCGCGCACUUCUCCGGGACUUGCGGCUCUCAGAGAUCUGGACACCGAACGUUACCCACCGGGGUGCAGCGUGGGGUAUGGUUCUGUCUGGUGUGGACGGGUGGAAAGUCGUUUACUCGGGCGAUACGAAGCCCUCCGAGGCGCUGGUCGACGCGGGUCGAGGAGCCACGGUCUUGAUCCAUGAGGCCACGCUGGGUGAUGAUGAGGCUGAGGAUGCCGAGGCGAAGGGCCACAGUACCUUCGGGCAGGCAAUCGAGGCUGGACGACGGAUGGGCGCGCGUUACGUUAUUCUGAACCACUUCUCGCAGCGUUACCCCAAGAUCCCGAAACUGCCUGCUCCCGAACCUGUUGAGGAGGGAGGCGAGGUGCAUGCCCCCGCGGGCCCGACCGUGGCGAUCUCCUUCGACUUUAUGUCCUUGCGGGUGGCGGAUACGUGGAAGAUGAGCCACUUCACGGAACCGCUCAACAUGCUCUAUGCUGAGGCCGAGGAG